AAGUUAAGUGUAGCUGGCACCAAAACCACCUCCUCCUUCAUAAAGGCAAAUCUCAACCCCAUAUUUCACUCUUCAAACUCCAAGAACUGCCCUUUUCCCCAACCAUGGCCCUGAGCAGCAAUGUCAUAGGAGCCAUAAACUUUGUCGCCAUGAUCUUAUCCAUCCCCAUCAUCGGUGCCGGGAUCUGGCUCGCCACAGAGGCCGACAACUCCUGUGUGAAAAUCCUACAAUGGCCAGUUAUCAUUCUUGGAGUGCUUAUCCUGGUCGUGGCUCUUGCUGGAUUCAUUGGAGGGUUUUGGAGGAUUCCUUGGCUGCUGAUUUUCUACCUCAUUGCCAUGCUUGUUGCGAUUGUGCUUCUUGCAUGCUUGGUGGUUUUUGUGUACAUGGUGACCAUUAGAGGGUCGGGACAUCCAGCCCCGAGUCGAGCUUACCUGGAGUACAGUCUUGAUGAUUUCUCAGGGUGGCUGAGAAGAAGGGUCCGGAGUUCUUACAAGUGGGAUAGGAUCAGGAGUUGUCUUAGCUCAAGCAGUAUGUGCGCGGAGCUCAACCAGAGUUAUCGUAUGGCUCAGGAUUUCUUCAACGCUCAUAUCAGCCCGUUGCAGUCAGGAUGCUGUAAACCGCCGACAGAAUGUGGGUACACGUUUGUGAAUCCAACAUAUUGGAUCAGUCCCAUAAACACAGCAGCAGAUAUGGACUGCUUGCAGUGGAGCAAUGACCAAACACAGCUUUGCUAUUCAUGCAAUUCAUGCAAAGCAGGACUGCUGGCCAAUAUCAAGAAGGAGUGGAGGAGGGCAGACAUCAUCUUGCUCUUAACUCUCGUCCCUUUGAUCUGUGUUUACUUAGUUGGAUGUUGUGCUUUUAGAAAUGCCAAAACAGAAGAGCUUUUUAGGAAAUACAAGCAAGGAAAUCCUUACAAUUAACAGGAAUUUGGGCUUUGUUUGAGCUAAGAUUGGAGAUUUUUAUUGUUUGUGAAUUCUAGCUUGUUACUUGGAACUAUAUACAUUAUUAAGUACUUGGAGAAAGUUAAUGCCACGGGAAAAAAAGAUUUUAUGUUGCAAGCUGAAA
Messenger RNA from Sesamum indicum (sesame), 1065 nucleotides. It is a transcript of the gene TRN2, whose product is annotated as Tetraspanin family protein. The record is from RefSeq and is a predicted model, not a curated record. Gene Ontology annotation, cellular component: membrane. Gene Ontology annotation, biological process: auxin-activated signaling pathway. Lineage: Eukaryota; Viridiplantae; Streptophyta; Magnoliopsida; Lamiales; Pedaliaceae.